Lasiodiplodia theobromae is the source of this 819-nucleotide messenger RNA. RefSeq names its product Methyl-accepting chemotaxis protein. The record is from RefSeq and is a predicted model, not a curated record. The transcript is spliced from 2 exons. NCBI's taxonomy places the organism in Eukaryota, Fungi, Ascomycota, Dothideomycetes, Botryosphaeriales, Botryosphaeriaceae. The coding region runs from base 1 to 819 and encodes 272 amino acids.
AUGACUGCGACCAUGUUCACAACCCUCCUUCUGCUUUCCUCGCUGGCCGCGGCCGCCCCGCUGCCCGCCCCAGCCUCGUCUCAGCAAUGUCGCUGCGCCGUCAUGCCCGCCAGCACGCCGUUCUUUCCCUCAUUACAGCUCUCGCCCUCGUCCGCUUCCUCGCACCGCCUCGUGACCGACUCGUGUGCCGCUCUUGGCCCCCAGCUGCAGGCCUGGCGCGAAGCUCCUGCCGACCGUGCCGCCGAUGAAGCCGUCCGUCUGGAGGAGUGGAUCGUGGGCCAGGAAGACAAGGUCGCCAAGGCCGCAUCCGACUUGCUCUGGGGCAAGAGGCCCAUUCCCACCGCUGCCGCCCUGGUCUCGGCGAGAAAACAACGCUCCGACGACCGGGACGCAAAGCCCAAGGGCCGCAUAGUGUGCCGCAGUGUCGAGGUGACGGAAGAGGCUGUCAGCAGCUUCGAGGACGCCCUGUACGCCGACACAACAUCGGCCGAGAAAGCAAGGAAAUUCGAGGCGCAGGAAUCGCCGGAUACCAAGCACCAGGACGACUGCGAUGAGAAGCCCCAGAAGAUGUCUCUGUUCGACGAGAUCAUGGAUGCGUGGAAGAGGCCGGAAAGGCACAUGUUCGCCCUGAAGCUCGUUGUGUUCGUGCUCAUCAUGCUGUGCAUGUUCGAGCUGGGCGACGACAUCUGUGCUUGGAUUCGUAGAAGAAAUGCCCGCAGGGCCUUCGCCAGGCUUUCCGGCGACGAGAAAGCCUGGUUCAAACCGGGCCUGGCGCCCAUUGCCGAAGUAGAAGAGGAGGAUGAUACCCAACUGCCAUGA